AUGGCAAGUCGAGUCUUUCGACUGCCGUCCGUAUUUUCGGCGGAUUCCGCUCUGGCCCCGGGGCUCAGACGGCAGUCUUGCAAUAGUGCUAAUUUACCUUCGCCGUCGGUGCACGUGCCGUCGAUUUCGGUGCAUCUAAAUGGCUAUCCACCACGUGUCGCUGGCGGGGGAAAUGGUGCCCCAUUCGACCGUGCGGUGCUGCUGCAAAACGGUGGCUCCGGAGUGCGACGCUGUACGGAUGGUGAUUUGGUAAAUAAUUCGAAUCGCAUUGUCAGCGCUGGCGAUAGUGCGUCGCUAGUUAGAGGCGACGAUAAUGAUGGGGUCAAGGUUGACGACGCUUCCGGACCGUUGGGAAUGAUGAAGAGAUUCUGCUCGGAAGGUAUUCUGUCGGCCGCUUCGACGACUUCCGGCUCCAGUGGGACCAAGAGCUCCGUUAACUAUUGGAUGCUGAUGAUUACACCGGUUGUGAGCAGUUUUUCCGUCGCACUGGUGAUAGCGGCAGUGGCCGGUCCCCAGUGGUUACUGACGGAGGAGAAAAUCCCAAACGGAAACUACAACGGAACGAUGAACUACAAUCAGAAGGACGAGGGAGUCUACCUGACGAAAUACACCAAAUCAUCGCUCUGGAAGCUGUGCAGUAAAAUCGGAAGCAGCCUACUGGCGGGGCCGGCAGUUUCCGAGUUCCACUGCGCCACGAUCGACUACUUCCCCCUGGAGGACUACAAUCCGGAUCCGCACGACUCGACGAACGCUAUUCCAUACACGGUAACCCACUCAUCGCCGUUUUUUCUCACCUCCAACCUGGUGCUGGUGAUCAGCUACGUACUGUUCCUGAUGGCCAUGUGCUCGUCGAGGCGCAAAAUCUGUUACUUCGUGUCCGGAGUGCUAUUUAUAAUUUCAGGACUUCUGAUGCUGAUCGGCUUAAUCAUGUACAUCUCGAUAUUGAAGGCCGAAAUCGGCUCGAAACUGCGACCCCGGUCGUCGCUGCAGGCACCACUAUUCACCUUCCGGUACGGCCAAAGCUUUCUCCUGUACGUGUUCGGAUUCAUCAUAACGGAACUGUCCGGCAUUCUGAAUGUGCUCAUUUAUUCCAACCUCCACCAGACGGAAUUCAAUCGUUCACAAACCUAUCCCACCUAUCAGAACUUCUACUCCGGUGGACCGAAAUUUGAACCGCUCAAGCUAGCCCAAAGGACCGACUUUCCACUGUACGACGGGGUCCGUCCGACGCGAUUUUACUUUGACAAAAUCGAUGAUUGCGCUGUCCACCGGCACCGGGUGCGGCAAAAUCUUGUGAAAAGUCUAAACGAACUGUACACGGAACCGGCUCCGGAGAUGCGAAGCAUGGCCACGGCUACUUCGCCGCCGGUGGAAGCGCUUGAAGAUAUUUCUGCUACUUCGCCACUCGAGAUGCUGAAUGAAAGUGGGAAGCUCACGCGAAGCAUUUCAACUUGCACCGAUAUAGUGCAGCGGGAGGAUCAAAGGAGUGAAGAAGACAUCAGGAGUGAUGAGAAUUUGAAGAAUAUUUGUGGUAUUUCGAAACAAUACUUUACAAAGGAACUGUCUAAGGAGAAAAUGUUUAACGAAUUCUGCAAGAAGGUUGGACCACGGCCGAAACCGAAAAAUAUCUACUACAUUGAGGAUGAUGGGAAGGGCACGGAUGGAUUUCAGAAUGUGUUUGUUAUCGAGGGUAAUAACAGCGAUGACGAUAAGUUCAAACGAAGGAGAAGAAACUCGAUGAUGGAAGGUAGCGUACGUACGGAUUCGUUCGAGCGACGACAGAGAAUUAAAUCGGAUAAUUCGCUGGAUCAGGGGCACGGCAUUCGGAACUCUUUCGAAGGUUUAUUGAGAAACAAUUACGAUAUGAGGCAGACACUUCCGAGGAAUUUUAUGAAAAAAAAUUACAAUACUUUUACUGAUAAUGAAUCGGAUAACGAUCGCGGAGGUUUCAACAGUUUGGAUGAUUUGGCCGAUCAGACCGCGUGGAAUCGCAGAAUUUCGGCUAGCGGAAUUUUGGAACCGGUUAGAUUAAAUUCUUCGCAAAACGAUCUUGAUUACCACAACGGAGCUAGGUGGCCAAAAGCAAUCCCGAAAUCAACCACCGACUUCAUUGCUAUGCAGCAAAAACAUCUCCACGUUCCAUCUUCUACGUCGUACGUAGAUUAUGCAGUCCGAUCUCCGGUUCUAAUUCAUCGCAGUUACGGUGAUUUAUCCAGUGCACACACGUAUCAUCAAGUUCCAUCGCAUCAGUACGUUCGCAUUCAACAUCCGGCUGCAUUCGGUUGUGUUCCUCCACCUCCGAAAGGUGGUGGUACACCCUUCACGCCGUUUACGGGGAAGAUGUCACCAGUGUUCGAUUUGGAUAAAAUUGAAAGCGAACGACGUAAGUCGCACUCGCAAUUGUUUCUUAACAGUCCUAGCAAAAUUCCGCCUCCGCCGCCGCACCACUACGACUACGUUAACGGAACGGCUGUUUAG
Messenger RNA from Sabethes cyaneus, 2478 nucleotides. RefSeq lists its product as uncharacterized. Gene Ontology annotation, molecular function: channel regulator activity; voltage-gated calcium channel activity. NCBI's taxonomy places the organism in Eukaryota, Metazoa, Arthropoda, Insecta, Diptera, Culicidae. Gene Ontology annotation, cellular component: postsynaptic density membrane; AMPA glutamate receptor complex. The transcript has 6 exons. Bases 1 to 2478 code for a protein of 825 amino acids. Gene Ontology annotation, biological process: neurotransmitter receptor transport, postsynaptic endosome to lysosome; transmission of nerve impulse; regulation of AMPA receptor activity. The record is from RefSeq and is a predicted model, not a curated record.